UUCUCGCUCCAAUCGAGAGAUCUCUUCCCAAAACUUUCCGUGCCAGCAGGGCUUCCUGAAGCUUCUGUAUUCUUCUGUGUGUAGCUCAAGGGGGCGACAGCAGAAACCAAAUGGAGGACGUGUGAAAUAUGUACAAAUAAAAACAUGGUAGUGGUGACCGAGCAGGCGGACGGACCCCUCCUCACUCCGUUACUGUCCCCGCAGCAGCAACUCGUGAACAGGGACUCCCGAGGGACGAGGCCCGCGUCUGAAGGGUCUGAGAAUGGAGGGGAGAAGAGACAGGGGAGGAGAGGAGGGUCACCUGCAGGCCUCCAGCUGUGUCUGGACCCAGAUUCAGAGCCUCCAGAGAGCAGGAGGAAACCAGUAGGCAUGAGAUUAAAACCUGUGGAGCAGCUUUCACCGGUGCAGAGUCCCAGUGACUAUGAGACCAAGUCUGACAGGAAGAAAGGCCAGUCCAGCCACAUAUCUAAGACAAACACACACUAUCACAAGUUAUUUAAGGAGGUCAGCAAAGACGAGACCCUCAAACAGAGCUACACGUGCGCCCUGCAGAGAGACAUUUUAUAUCAGGGCAAAAUGUUCGUCUCUGAUAACUGGAUCUGUUUCCACUCCAAAGUCUUCGGCAGAGACACCAAGAUUUCCAUCCCCGUGGUGUCGGUAACGUUCAUCAAAAAGACUAAAACGGCUCUGUUGGUGCCGAACGCCCUCGUGAUCGAAACGACGAGUUAUCAGCAUGUCUUUGUGUCUUUCCUGUCUCGAAACACCACCUACAAACUUCUGAGGACCAUCUGCAUCCACCUGGAGGUGGAGAAGACAUGCAGCAGCCCCACUAAUUCCUCGUGCGAGAACAGCUUCAGGGUGGAUUGUCCGUCGACGCUUCCUCUGGACUUCUCCGACCUGGACGGGGUCGUUCAGCAGAGACGGCAGGAGAUGAUGGAGAGCAGCAGCUCCGGCUCGCAGACUCCAGACUACGACAAGAUCACAGACUUUCCCAACACGUUUCUGAGUGCAGUGAAGAGCGGAGAGGUUUCGGUCCAUGCUGACAUCCACCUCCAGGCUCCCAGCCAAAUCCACGGAGCGGCCCUGAAUAACGCGUCGCCUAAAGCACCGCUCAAAGAGAGACCCUCCCAGCACAUGUCGUUACACACCAUCCUGCUCAUCUAUCUGUUUCUAGUCGGCGUCCUCGUCCUGUCCUCGUGUUACAUGGCUUUCAAGAUCGUGGCUCUGGAGCAACGUUUGAACUCGCUGGUGUCCAUGGGGGAACACGUUCACAAUGAAAACUCGGUGAGCCAGAGGUCGCAGAGCGAGAUGAACGCCGAGAUCUACGGCGAGCUGUCAAACAACUUGUUCAAGCUAGAAAAGAUUCAAAGAAACCUCCAGAAGCUACUUGAAGAGACUUAGAAGAAGAAGCUCCAACAUUUCCUCGAACUGUCUUUCACUGAAGAAUCGUUUUGGUGAUGGAUUUGUAGCCAAAGCGCGGACGUCUUAUCAGAAAAGCUUUUUUUUUUAAUUGUGUGAACUUUGACUUAAAUUGUGCAAUAACAGCUUCUUCCCCCCAUUUAUUCCUCUCAGGACUUGUGUGUGUGUGUGUGUGUGUAGCAGCCAACAGGUUAGUAUGUCAGUGUUAGUGAAGACAAGUUGUGUAAUAUUUAUCCAAGAACAUUUAUUUUGCAUUUCACAAUAGUGGGAUUUUAAAACGGUCCAAAGGGCUUUAUUUCAAUGUUUCCGGACAUUUCUUCAAAGGUCAACUUAUGCUGUUGAACGUGUUGUGUUGUUAGCGUGACAUUGCCAAUGAGUUAUAUUUAUAAAUCAGGCGGUGAGGGAUGUUUGAGAAGAUUUUUAGCUACAUUUACGGGAAACAUUUCCUCCGAUUUGUGUGCUGUUUUUAAAAUGGAGCUGUGAGAGUCGAGGCUUGGGUGACAUUAGAGCGUUUUUUUAUGGUAAAUGUAGAGUAAUCUGUAGUUAAUUAACAAUGCACGGUGUAGACUGACUAUAUUUUAAAACCUUGUGAUGUUUUCUUUGUUUUUUUAACUCACUUUUGUGCCUUUAAAAAAAAAAAAGCCUGUCAAUCAUUUCUGGAGCGUUUAUGUGAGUGUGUGUUUGCAGCUGCGUUGCUAUGGUGAGCCCUUAAUCCGAGACAUUGCCUUUAACUGUUGUUCACCUCACAGGCCUGAAAUAAAAGUCUCUGUCACACGACGGUGUCUGCUC
Molecule: messenger RNA, 2208 nt
Organism: Labrus bergylta (ballan wrasse)
Lineage: Eukaryota; Metazoa; Chordata; Actinopteri; Labriformes; Labridae
Source: RefSeq, a predicted model, not a curated record